Physcomitrium patens is the source of this 4569-nucleotide messenger RNA. RefSeq names its product putative Histone-lysine N-methyltransferase ATXR5. The record is from RefSeq and is a predicted model, not a curated record. Lineage: Eukaryota; Viridiplantae; Streptophyta; Bryopsida; Funariales; Funariaceae.
AUUGGUCAGCAUUAUGCAUGGGUUUUGUCUUGCAGGAUCUUCUUGCUAGAAGUAGAGAUGAAUCUGCAAGCAAUUGCUCAUUCUAUUCGUUGCUGUAGAAAAAGGCUCCUGCCAAGCCUUCAGGCUACGAAAAGGGUCUUGGUCUCAACUCUCUUCAUCAAACUCUCGACAAGUUCCACCUGCUCAGAUGCGAUCAACGUCUACCAUUGCCACCUUCUUGUAUCUGUUCAAUAAUUGCCACAGUAGCAGCUAGACUUAGUUGGAUUCUUUUCCUAGUCUUCAGUCACUAUGCCAUGAUCAUGAACAAAUCUUUGAAGUGAACCACAGGGACCCUGGACAACCAACCGAUUUUUCAUGCCUUCUCCUUAAUUUAGUAGUUUGUCUGCCAUCCAAGGUUGCAGGUGGAUUCUAAAAUUCUCUAUGAGUUGUCACUUUUAUUGAGAAUACUUGGUCGCAGUGGUGUGAACAAAAAGUUGCAGACCCUCCAUUCAGAAAGUGGAGAGGUCGCCACAUUCGAACAAUACUAGCUUUCCUUCUCGCAACUAUGCUGGUUGCAAUGCUCAACUGAUGCCUAGUUGGCAGCUCUGCCAACUGUUAAAGAGAAAAAAGGUCUACAUUUUCAACAUUUUUAUGUCUUCAGUCUAACUUGGUCUAACUGAAAUGGCAGGUUUAAUCAGCUAUGGAGCCUGAGUUAACGUUAUAAUUAACAUGGUUGGUUGUGGAACUUGCAGAGUCAUUAAUCCAGAUUAACGUGAACUGUUUCUGCAACAUGAACUUUGCAGCGAGUGUUCUUACAUCACAUGAGGAGCAGCUCUGGAGAAUCCCCGGAACAGGGACUUGUUUCUGGGUUUCUUGGUGGGAAAAGGUAACCAUUCUUUCCGUGCUAUACAUGUAGGAUUUUCCAGCAUUCUGUGCGCACGUCACACCAUUCCUGCUCUCGGAUUUAAGCUGGCGACCAAUGGUUGAAAUGCACCAAUUGCCUUUUCGGGAAACCCCAUUCCGUUCGGGUAAAGUUUUCUGGUGUAAGCUGCUCCUGCGAGGACUUGGUGGUGAUACGAUGUUGUUGCGCUGUUGACCCACAUGUUUUUUACUUGAAACCCUCGAGGGCUAAUGCUCUAGCACUUGUAGGCAUCCUAAAGGAAUGCAUACUACAUCACUCGCAGCCUAUCAAUAACCUUGUUGGUGUAGACAUCCGCCCCCUAUCUUUUGGUGCUGUUUUGUUUCGUUUCUCUCGGCCCUUCGUUCUACUCGCAGCUUUGUUUCAAGUGGUUUAGUGUUUACGUGAUAUUGAGUUCCUGGUUGGGCGUGGAUUUCCCUUCAACCGUGUGCACAUUUUAAUUUUCAUUGUAUUCGGAGUUCUCUGGUAGUUUCUAGAGCGCCGGUAAUUCUUGUCUAUGCAUCAACGUCAGUAGAUAUUGAUUUUUGAGUCUCUUAGGGAGUUGGUUUCGUGUUUAGAAAGGGUCACGGUAUCUUGAGGGGAUGUUUUGAGGCAGCGUUCGCAUUGUGACCCCAAGGGGUUGAGUUCUGCAGUGAGGAAUCUUUAGUGGGUCGUCUCCAGGAGGAUCGGCAUUUAUCAGUGACCAUUACGGGUAUGCUUGGAGCGUGUGAAGGCUGGUCGCCAUGUUGGCCAUUUUAGUCGGGAAGUUUUGGAUGUGUUUGAGAUUGCUUUCCAUGGUAACGAAGGGCACAUUGUAGCCGUUGUUGUUCUUGCGUUGUGGUGGCCUCCUGCCAUCACUUCCACAUUGUCAUUUAGCGUUGACUGGGACUGUUGAGUGAAACCCUGAGAGCCUUUCCUAUCACCCUCCCCGUUCUCAUUAUUGUUGACACAUACUCUCUUGGUUUCCGUUAUGUGCAUUAGUGGUAUUUGCUUGUCGAUGUCCAUUAUCUCUUAUAUAUUGGGUUCACUACGCUAAUCUUGGCUUAGCUAUGGCCCAAACUCUGUAACAAUCUCUCUGAUCUAAUUGCCAAUGUCAAGACACUGUUAUUUCAUUUUCUUACUCUUUCUUGACCUCAAUGGGGAAGUCUUUGAAGGAAUAUCGCUCCUUCACUAUCACAAGCAAUAACACAUGCUCCAGACUGGGCCAUUCCAUGGCUCUCUGACGGAAACUCGAUUGAGCUUAUAUAACCAUGCGGUGGCAAAAUCCUACAAAUGUUCUGGGACGAGGGUGCGAUUUUCUGACAUCCAACAGCAUUGGUGAUUGUCAACUCUAUCAAUGAUUUAUGAAUACUCGGUCGUGGUGGACUGAGGAUUGGGAGUCGAGUACAUACAGCAAUGGAGGAUGAGGUAUGCGGUAGAGGAAAGAGGGUGAAGAGAGUUAUUGUAUGUCGCAAUGGCUGGCACAAUUGCUGUCUGCCUGCAUUCGAGAAGAUCAAUCCCUGCUCCACCACAUUCAAGUCGAGUCCGAGCACUUGCAAGGCGGUGCCCGUUGCUUCUGUUCAUGAGGCUCCCAAGGAUGUCCCACAGACCAAGGGAUCCAAGGCGUAUAAGGCAAGUAGGCAGCCGGUAGUGGCUCGAGAGAGAGAGCGAAGUGCGGGAUGAGAGUGAAAGCAGUGAAGAAAGUUGCCAUGAGAUCCUUGAAGAAGCUCAAAAAGGAUAAGUACUACAAUACUCGGUGUAAAGAGUGUUCACGCGGUGAUGGAGAACAGGAAAUGCUCCUCUGUGAUCGCUGCGACAGAGGAUAUCACAUGUACUGUUUGAGCCCUAUCCUCCCGACUGUACCGCUUGGUAAAUGGUUAUACUCCAAAUGUGCUUAAUCUUCGUGUGUGCUGGGUAUGUUCUUCAACCUGUUCUAUUGAAUACUCAGAAUGUAUAAUCAUAUUUUUCUGGAAAUUCGCUGUAUUGAGUGCAAUCGGCAAGCUGAAGUAGGUUUAUACCACUAUGGUUCCGAAGGUAUUCUCUUUAAUGAAAUUUGCCUGGGUAUUUUCAUGUGACGUGGUUUUUUGUGAGACUUAUUAGUGUUUUUUGUGUCGUCGAAGUUUUAUAUUUCAUACUCCUCCAUGCCAUAUAUAUUUUCUCCUGGGUUGAUCUGCUUCAAAGAAGGGACGGAGAGAAGUAUGAGUAAUGAGGUUUCUUUGACCAGAAUCGAAUGCGAUUACGUGGAAAAUAUUCAAAACGUCCUUGUGUCAUUUUCGCUAUUUCUUUUUAUUGAAAGUGUCUCAUGUGGGAUGAAUUAUGACCCUCGUGGUAUGAAUUCAGAAUUCCCUAAAGUGCAGAAGAAAGUGGAUUUCUUUCGCAUUCAGAAGCCGUCCCCUUUUACUGUAUGUAGUCUGCAACAUUACUUUCCUUAAUAUUUUGGUUUCAUGAAAAGUUUCGAUUAUUUAGCACAUCACAUCCUUACUGGUAUGGGUCCUUCCACGCGAAGAAUUAAACAGAGAUUCACGCACAAUCUGACACUUAUGACUUAAUUUUGUGGCAUUCUCCUGAGACAAAUGAAUGGAGCAAAUUAAAUAGCCCACACCCAAAUGAAUGGAGCAGUUUUAGAAUGUUCCCUUCCUUCUCCCUCUCCCCUCAAUGCUUAAUAUCCUCAACUUUUUAUUUACAGGAGUGAAGUGCUUGGAGACAAGGAAACGACGUAGACCGAGUGGAGGAAGCCGGCGACUACUGCCCUACGUUCCAUGUGAUGACCCGCAGCGUAGAUUGGAGCAAAUGGCCUCUCUGGCCACGGCAGACACUAGCAUAGGCGUUGAAUUCGUUGAUUUUUUGAGUUAUCGCUUGACUCCACGGUCUUCCAAUCGCGCGGAUAGUGAGAGAGGUGGCAUGCAGGUUAUGUGUAAGGAAGAUAAGGCAACUCUUGAUUUGUGUAAGACUAUGUGCAGUCAUGGCGAGUGGCCACCCUUAAUGGUUACACACGAUUCUCGACAAGGGUUUGUUUUUGAGGCUGAUAGGAACAUCAAAGACAUGACAAUAAUCGCUAAAUAUACUGGAGAAGUUGACUACAUGUGUCGCCGCCAAUACGACUCUGGAAACAGUAUCAUGGGUCUUCUCUUCAGCGACAACCCUGUUAAGGAGCUUGUUAUCUGCCCAGAUAGACGUGGCAAUAUAGCUCGAUUUGUCUCCGACAUCAAUAACCACUUACCGUAAGCUUAUGUCACUCUUACCCUCCGCAGAUUUUAGGCUGAAACCGGAUUUCUGGCCUGCACUGUUGAGUAGUGAAUUUAUGGCCUCAAUCCUCUAGCCCCUUCCGUCCAUUACCGUUCACUUCUUUAGGUUGCUCUGGAUUUUCAAGCCUUUGCGGCGAGGUCUUUGCAUGGCCACGUCCAGAAAGAAACCAUUUCUGGCCCUUUCGCGCCUAUUUAUUGGCUGUUUUUACAGCACCAUCCCUGAAUGAUGUGCUCUUUUGCUCCAUGGGCAUGACAGGCUUACUUUAAGUUAGUUGUUCAAUUGCAGGGUAGUCACGUUAGUUAAUCAGCCUUUGCCAAAAGCCCCCCCCAGCAGCACUGCACAAACCGCAUCUCUUGCCGUUUGCAGUACCUCCAGUUGGUAGAGUGCCAACUGCUUUGUAUUUUAUCAGCAGAUGUAAAGACUUAAUUGUGACUGAUAAUUUACUGGUCUAAAGUUGUUCAAGGAUC